UUAGUUGCUGUGAGUUACCAUGAGUAAAACUUGACACAUUAUUGCUCGCCGCAGAAUAAUGCACAGAAAUUAGAUGCGUCUGCAGUGGCCUCGUUUUUCAUUUUUAUUGCAGAGCCAUAUCUUCCAUUCGUUAACAUGAAUAAAUUUCACUGACGACACCUAACUCAUUAUGUGUGCGAGAUAGUGCGAGCUCAUCUUUAGGAAUUAUCCAGGAGGGAGACGUCUGCGAGACAGAUCAUACAAUAAUCGUUGUUUAACAUUAAUUAGUCGAAAUACCUCUUAGGUAUAAUCUACUAAUUAUACAAAUUAUCUUUUUAUUUCGACUGUACGAAAUGUCAUUCAAAAAGGAUCUAAGAUUGCUCGUGAAGCCAUACUAUUUGAUAAAUAUCCUCCUCAGUGUUUCCUACAUCAUCGCCAAACGCCUUCCUGUAAUCUGUAAUUAUAUAUUUGCUCAAGACGGCUGCGAAUUCGAUGGGAGGGAGACACAGAUUCUCUUUUUCCUCAUAACUGUUGUUAUGAUAAGGACAAGAAAGACCGGCAGCGUGACCAUGAUAAAUUAUUUGACGUCCAGUUUCAUGUAUACGAAAGGAGCAAACUUGAUCUUGUGGUUCUACGCGGACGUGCGGAUGGGCAUUCUAUAUGCAUUUAUUUUUAUACUAUUUGCAUUAGUACUGCCAGAACCAAUGUACCAAGGGCCUGAGAACGUCAUCUAUUUACGUGGAGCCAAUGGAUUGCAGGAGGAAUUACAACGUGACACCAGAAUGGUCUGGCUAGUGGCAUUUUACACUGCAUGGAAUCCAGCUUGUGUAACCUUUGCACCGAUAUUUUCUGAGCUCUCUGCAGAAUACGCAUUGGAGAACUUCAAAUUCGGUAAAGUAGAUGUUGGAAGACAUCCAGAUGCUGCGGCAAAGUAUCAUGUCAGUGACGCCAGCACGAGCAAGCAGCUACCAACAUUAAUACUUUUUAAAGAUGGCAAGGAAGUAGAGCGACGUCCAUACGCGGAUCAUAAAGGGAAGCUUGUUAAAUUUCUUUUCUCGCUGGACAAUGUAAAGGCUGCAUUUGAUCUCAAUAAUAUUUAUAGUGACUGUAAAAAGAAUCCUAUCAAGAGAAAAGAAAAGAAGUUAUUGAAGGCAGAAUAAUGAAGUGAAAUACUUAGGCAUUUAAUAAGAAACUACAGUUCGUAAUUGAGCGAGUUUUAAUUAGAUAAUCUUCUACUAUGUAGAAAGUACAACA
Atta colombica is the source of this 1233-nucleotide messenger RNA. RefSeq names its product thioredoxin-related transmembrane protein 2 homolog. Gene Ontology annotation, molecular function: oxidoreductase activity. Gene Ontology annotation, cellular component: cytoplasm. The transcript is spliced from 5 exons. The record is from RefSeq and is a predicted model, not a curated record. Lineage: Eukaryota; Metazoa; Arthropoda; Insecta; Hymenoptera; Formicidae. The coding region runs from base 333 to 1139 and encodes 268 amino acids.